AUUGGCACCGAAACGUACAGAUGAUUCAAGUGAUGUGAAUGUAUCAAAACUUAGUGUUCUAUUAUCAGUUAUUGAUGGUAUCAAAGAUGUUCCUAAUCUGAUGAUUUUCUGUGCCACAAAUCGUUUACAUAUGAUGGAUGAAGCAUUUUUACGACGUAUGAACGGAAAAUACUUUGUUGGACGACCAUCAUCUCGUGCUCGAAAGAAUAUGUUAAGUCAAAUGAAAUCUUGGCAUGUAUCACCACAGCUACUAGAACACUUGACUAUGGCUACAACUAAUUUCAGUGGAGCUGCAAUCAUAUUAGCAUCAUCAAUGAAAUGA
This is a messenger RNA of Adineta ricciae, 322 nucleotides long. The record is from the annotation of a GenBank genome assembly. Lineage: Eukaryota; Metazoa; Rotifera; Eurotatoria; Adinetida; Adinetidae.